Triplophysa rosa is the source of this 1896-nucleotide messenger RNA. RefSeq lists its product as uncharacterized. NCBI's taxonomy places the organism in Eukaryota, Metazoa, Chordata, Actinopteri, Cypriniformes, Nemacheilidae. The record is from RefSeq and is a predicted model, not a curated record. The coding region runs from base 280 to 1848 and encodes 522 amino acids. The transcript is spliced from 5 exons.
GAUUGGCGCGGCACCUCAGCCGUGAUUGGUCGUCUGGAUGUUCCAAUUUGCGUGCUCAGCCAUUGGUCCUGAUGCGCAGCUCGCCAUUUGUCCAUUUUAGUGUUCCAAUUUUUGUCCACGGACGGCGCUUUUCGCGAUGGGGAUGGGAGGAUCGUCAGUACUGUACAUCGCUUCGUUGUGACAGCAUCACCUGUUGGAUCAUUGCCUUUGCUUUUUACAUCGCCUAUCUAUCUUCGAUAUUCAUCUUCGCCAUUUCUACGCAUCAGAACAUGGAUUUCAAUGCCACGUUACAUAGAGAGGCCACUGGUGAGCUUACUCUCAAGCCGUCCCCAGUACCGGGGGAAAACCUUCAAAUGGUUGCUAUCCAAUGACGCUGGAUAUGCAGCCAUGGUGCUGGCCUCUCAUCGGCAGGAGCGAGAGCGUGGAGACACGUCCGUGACUGCAGUGAUGGGCAACAAAGAAGCCUUGCUGCAGUAUGCGGGCCUGUUUCCGGACGUCAGGGCAGCCAUCCAAGAGCGGCAUGUUCGAGAGGGGUCUGGGACACCGGCGCAGGAAGACACGCUCCUCGUCGGGUUUGGAAAUUUCGCCACCCUCACGUUUAAAGAUCUCUAUAAUGCCGUGGAUAAGGAGAGAAAGGGCUUCAUCAGGUGGGUGAGGCAGAAGAAGGACAUCCGUCAAGGCACAAAGAUGGACGCUCUGCAGAAAUACACUUGUGUAAUAAUUUCCUUUAAUGUACAGAUGGAGAGCCUGGGACCAGAUGGCAAACCUGGUUAUGACCACGUCGUCAGGUUAGCCAACAGUCUGGUGGAUCUCAGAAGUAAGGGGUUCAUCACACAGCAGAAGGUGGAUGAGAUUGUUACUCUCUGGGAUAAACUGUCAGAGGAUGACAAGGGAGCUCUCAUCUACCCAGCUCGCCACCGUGAGAGGCUGGUGAAGGGGCGCUUCAAAGUCAGUCACUCAAAGACAAAUGUGACCCCCGGAGCUGACAGUUUGAAGCGCUGCUUCCUUGGUGAAGGCAGUGGACCUGCUCAGUGGCCCAAUGCCAGCCGUCUUGUGGAGGCUGUCUGUCUGGCUCUAUGCCGAAUUUACCCUGCUAGUCAGACAGUGGCCGGUGUCAGGGUGAACAGGUGGGCUGCCAUCCUGCGUGACUACAGAAUUAUAAGGGAUGUAGUCCUGGACAGCCCCAGACUCAUGGCUGAAACAAAGUUGCAGCUGUUUGAGUUAAAUCAGCAGACUCUUUCACAAUGGCACAAUGCACGGAUAAAAAAGCAGGAGAGCGAGGUCUUGCAGCAGGGCAUUCGGACCUUUGCCAGUCCCUUGGUGGCCUCUGAACCUCUCCCACCUGUGCUGUUUAAGCACGUUGAACCGGUCCGGCAUGGGCACCCAGCCUACGAGUUCGACAUUCCUGCAGAUGCAUCGGGACAGGCAGCGCAGCGUGUUCGAGGCCAACCCUCUUCAGUGGGCGCAGCGGCUGAUGCCAUGCCUGCUGCAGCACAGGUCCGAGGCCAGCCUCAUCCAGUCCAGGUGGGCUUUGCGGUACCUGACACAGCCCACUUGCGUCAAGCUACAGACACUGCAGCUAUUGCUGUACCUGCUGCUACACCCCCUGGUCCAAAGGUGCCGAGAACCACAGCUUGGCGGCGGAGGAAGGCGGCAGAGGCAGCUGCAGCACAAGGUGCGACAAAGAAAAAGAGGCAACAGACAGAACAAUACGUUUGUCAAAAGUGUGGCCAACCAAAGACUAAAGAGUUUGGCCACAGUCAGUUUCGAGGGGUUCAUUUUUGUGCAAAAACCUCAGGAAAAACUGUUGAGCAGUGGACUGAGGAGAUGAGAAGGGGACAACGCUGAAUUAUAUAUUUUAUAUAUAUAUAUAUAUAUAUACAGACAUGUACAUAU